AUGGCUGGUUUUAAUAACCAAUCAAUCCACGAAAAUUAUGCGUACAAUAUUCCAUCCCAUCACUUGCAUAGAAUGGACUCUACCUAUACAAACGGUCAUCCGUUAAAUCAAACAAUUAUUAUGGACUCGGGUUACGCGAACAUGGAUCAACCAAUUCGUAUGGACUACAAUGACAUCUAUCCCCGUCAAGAUCCCAGUAAAGCAUUGCAACAACCUUCCGGUCAAGCCUUUUUUCCUCCUGGCACCGGCCAUUUCGACAAUAACAACGUCUACGCGGGUAGAAAUGAACCGACAAAUGCCACACCUUACGGAUACGUUGAAAACCACGAUUUAACCAAUUACAAUUCACUCCCAGUUUAUUAUCCACCCCCUCAAGCAUUAGUCCAAACACCAUCUACAUCGACUCCCCCCAACAACGCUGGCAUGACGACAAACCCCAGGAGCCACGCAAACAUAAUAAUUAUUAUGAAUGCUGAUGUUAACCUGGAAAGAUUAUUGUCCGUUAUUCAAUCAUGUGAGAGGGUGGAACAAAUACACAUGUAA
Messenger RNA from Paraglomus brasilianum, 543 nucleotides. NCBI's taxonomy places the organism in Eukaryota, Fungi, Glomeromycota, Glomeromycetes, Paraglomerales, Paraglomeraceae. The record is from the annotation of a GenBank genome assembly.